CAAAUACCUUCCGACACUUGAGCAUUUCUUCCAUCUUUUUUUUUUAUGCGAAAAAAGAUGGCGGCAAUCUCUUCCGACAGGAACAUGCAGCCGAAGAAGGAGAAUCUUCUGUCGAGAAUCGCCGCCGGCGAGCAACACGGCGAGGAUUCGCCGUACUUCGACGGUUGGAAAGUGUACGACAAUGACCCUUUUCACCCUACUCGCAAUCCCCGCGGCGUCAUCCAGAUGGGCCUCGCCGAAAAUCAACUUUGUUCUGAUCUGAUCAAAGAGUGGAUCAAAGUUAACCCCCAGGCCUCCAUCUUCACGCCCGACGGCAUCAACGCCUUCUCCGACGUCGCUGUUUUUCAAGACUAUCACGGCCUAACAGGAUUUCGACAGGGGAUAGCGAGGUUUAUGGGGAAAGCGAGAGGAGGGAGAGUUAGGUUCGAGCCGGACAGGGUGGUUAUGAGCGGCGGAGCCACCGGCGCCAACGAGACUCUUAUGUUCUGUCUCGCCGACCCCGGCGACGCCUUUCUCGUUCCGACACCGUACUACGCCGCAUUCGACAGAGACCUGAGGUGGAGAACCGGACUGAGAAUAAUCCCAGUGGAGUGUAACAGCUCAAACAAUUUCCAGAUAACGAGACAAGCCCUCGAAUCAUCGUACCUCAAAGCUCAAGAAUCCGACAUAAAGAUCAAAGGCCUCAUCCUCGCAAACCCAUCAAACCCUCUCGGAACAUCUCUCGAUCGAGUCACUCUCGAAACCCUAAUCAGCUUCAUCAGCGACAAACAAAUCCACCUCGUCUGCGACGAAAUAUACGCGGCAACUGUCUUCCACGGUCCGAGAUUCACCAGCGUCGCCGAAAUCAUCCAGGAAAUGGAUCACGUCAACCGAGAUUUCAUCCACAUUGUCUACAGCCUCUCCAAGGACAUGGGUCUUCCCGGUUUCAGGGUCGGAAUCAUUUACUCCUUUAACGACGCUGUCGUGUCCUGCGCGAGGAAGAUGUCGAGUUUCGGCCUGGUUUCUUCCCACACGCAGAGUUUUCUUGCGGCUAUGCUUUCUGAUGAGAGAUUCGUAGAUGAUUUCCUCGCGCGGAGCUCGAAGAGAUUGGCCAGGAGACACGGGAUCUUCACCAGGGGCCUAGAGCAGACGGGGAUUUCCUGCCUGAAAAGCAAUGCGGGUUUGUUCGUGUGGAUGGAUCUCAGACCCAUGCUCAAAGACCAGAGCUUUGAGUCAGAAAUGGAUCUAUGGCGUGUGAUCAUCAACAAGGUCAAGAUCAACGUCUCGCCCGGUUCGUCGUUCCACUGCUCCGAACCGGGGUGGUUCAGGGCCUGCUUCGCCAACAUGGACGAGGAGACGCUCGAAGUUGGGCUUCGUAGAAUCCAAGAAUUCGUGGUCGGAAACUCUAAGAGCAAGACACGUGGUGGUUGGCAGAAGAAUCUUCGGCUGAGUUUUUCUUCGAGGAUGUACGAUGAACACGCCAUGUCCCCUCGCUUGAUGUCCCCUCAUUCUCCCUUGCUCCGGGCUUAAUCUUGUUUAAUUAACACUAUACAAUCAUUUUGGGCUUAUUACCCGAAUGCUUAUGGUUAAUUAAUUAGGCCACCUUUAAUUGUUUGUCAAGGUUAUUACUUAUUAGUUUCCCCUGCCUGUAUAAUCUCUGUUUGAUUAUACUGUAUAAUGUAUGCCUAAAAAUUGGUGUCAUGUCACAAACGUUGUCUAGAUUUUAUCUUAUUACAGAAGUAA
Molecule: messenger RNA, 1722 nt
Organism: Tarenaya hassleriana
Lineage: Eukaryota; Viridiplantae; Streptophyta; Magnoliopsida; Brassicales; Cleomaceae
Product: 1-aminocyclopropane-1-carboxylate synthase-like protein 1
Exons: 4
Coding region: 46-1509 (487 amino acids)
Biological process (GO): biosynthetic process; amino acid metabolic process
Molecular function (GO): transaminase activity; pyridoxal phosphate binding
Source: RefSeq, a predicted model, not a curated record